Molecule: messenger RNA, 2157 nt
Organism: Kwoniella botswanensis
Lineage: Eukaryota; Fungi; Basidiomycota; Tremellomycetes; Tremellales; Cryptococcaceae
Exons: 3
Coding region: 1-2157 (718 amino acids)
Biological process (GO): intracellular signal transduction; protein phosphorylation
Cellular component (GO): cytoplasm
Molecular function (GO): protein serine/threonine kinase activity; ATP binding
Source: RefSeq, a predicted model, not a curated record
AUGUCGCCUGUUAGGGAACAAAAACGAAAAUCAUCACCUUCGAUAGGUCAAGCUGUCUUUUAUCCCAAUUCUCUGCCACCACCUUUACGUCGAUCUUCCAAAGCUCUCCCACCAUAUUCCUCCCGACCUGCUUCACCUACUUCCCCAUCCACUAUCACGCUCGCUACUCCUCCUCGACAGAUUUCCUUUGUGAAGAGUGGCGGUGGCGGUUCUUCAUCGACCUUUGACAGGUUCGACAAUGCCUCGGAAUAUCCUUUUCCUAGUCAAACUUCCCUUUCACCCACUCGAAAGUUGACACACUUAUUCGACGGCCUAUCUUUCACCACUCCUCAGAAUGUGAGCAACUACGAUACUUACAAUAGACUAUUGUACAGUGCCGGUUCGGAGCCCGAUUUGGACAUCACCACACCUCACGCACUUCCCCUAUCGGAUUUGAUCAAUGAUUCUUUGAUUGAAGAUAAUGACAAUCACGAGGUUGAACACAAUUCGAAAAACCAAUUAUUCUCCUCACCUGCUUUUAUCCCUGCUCAAGAUCCAUUCGAUUUCCCUCAACCUCCUUCGUCAAAGGGUUCACACAAUGGCUCAUUCCAGUUGAGUUCACCACCCAAACAAUCGUUCAGUCCUCAAUCGCAAUUGCGACUCAACGUACUUAGACAGCCAUCAUGGAGUGAACAAACAGGCUCGAAUGGAAAUUUAAACGGGAACCUCAGUGUGAAAGUGAACAAUCAAGCUACAUUUGAUCCCCCUUCUCCAUUAUCAGGUCCAGCAAUCUCUUCUUCUCGUCAUAGUUCAACAUCUGCCGAGUACCUUUUCCCAAAUCAAGUGCAAGGAUUCAACGAUGUUGAUGUUUUCUCAUCGAGUUACCAGCUCAACGCACCUAGACCCAUGCAACUGAACAAUCAACAAAUGUUCACUCCACCAUAUCAUGAUGAGACUGAAUUACCUACGCCAACCAAUGGUCUUCACCUACAUCACCCGGUUUUAUACCCUUCCGCACCAGUUUCUCAAUGCCCUACACCAUCCAUCACACCUCCCCCUCUUCCCCCUGUGGAACUACCUAAAUCGGAGAUCGCUGCGCAUUACUUGAAAGAUCGAAAACUGUGUUCAUCGUUCAGUCGAAGAUAUAUCAUCCGAGACGAACUCGGUUCAGGUGGUUUCGGAUUCGUUUGUUCAGCAUUACAAACUGGAUAUAAGAAUCAACCUGGUGUGGAAGUAGCUGUAAAGUUCAUUUUCAAAGACCGGAUUCAAGAAUGCGAUUAUGCAAUGUUGGAAGGUGAACCGGUAGAAAGUUUCGUUCUAGCUAGAGUUAGACAUCCAGGUAUUAUCGCGUUCAAAGAACUAUAUGAAGAUAAUGAAUUUUUCUAUCUUGUCCAAGAACUUCACGGUGAUCCAUGGGAGCCAGGACAUACCCUCGAAGUACCCGAUGCAUUACAUAACCCCGUCCCGGCCAUUACCCCAUCUUUACCAAUGUCAAUCCCCGCUAUCAACCCUCCUCAAACACCAGGUUCGGCCCUGCUCUUCUCUCCGGUACAUUCCAUCGACUGGUCAAAGCUCAAUCCGAUGAAUCCCUUAGAUGGGGAUACGAAGAAUGGAGGAAGACCCAAUAUGGCUAGAAGAGCUUCGUAUGAUCUGUUCGAAUGUGUUGAACAUCAGAGGUUUACCGAAGAUCAAUCUAGGAAAAUAUUCAGACAGAUUGUAGAUGCUGUUGGAUACUUGCAUCGAAGAGGGAUUUACCAUAGGGAUUUGAAAGAUGAGAACAUCGUUAUUGACAGAAACUUAUCUGUCAAGAUAAUUGAUUUUGGUUCAGCUGUCAUCGAAGAUCCCACUCAACCACCAGUCCUAUACGAUCAUUUCAGAGGAACCAUGUCUUACGCAUCGGCGGAAGUCCUGAAUGGAAAACAUUAUCAUGCUGGUCCAGCUGAUAUCUGGUCAUUGGGUAUUAUACUCGGUAUAAUCUUGACUGGAGAAUCCCCAUUUCCCAAUACCACUUGGGCUCAAGAUGGUCGAAUCAAGAUCAAAAGACAGAUCCCCGGAGGUGCAUUCGACUUGAUGACCAGAUGUUUGUAUACCGAUCCAAGAAGACGAGCGAGGAUAGAAGAAGUUGAAAGACAUCCUUGGUUAAGGGGUAUGUUGGCUCAUAGAGGAAGUAUCUGUUGA